AUGAGGUGGAAAAUUGUAGGAGGUGAUAAGGUCAGGCUUUGGGAAGAUAAAUGGAAUCAGCAGCAGCAACCUUUAGCUGAGAGGUAUCCUAGAUUGUACCAAAUAUCUACACAGCAAAACCAAAUCAUCAGACACAUGGGACAGCACAUGCAGUCAGGCUGGGAAUGGCAAUUUCUAUGGAGAAGAUCGCUGUUUGAAAAUGAAAUUCAGUCAGCAGUCAAUUUUUUAAAGGAUAUUGAAGGUAUACACAUUCAGCAACAAGUAUCGGAUGAAUGGGAAUGGUUAGGUGAUCAAACAAGGAAAUAUUCCACCCGUAGUGCAUACAAUCUGAUUUUGGAAGCUUCUAAAGGGGGUCAGCAUCAGGACUGGUGUAAGGAACUAUGGAGGAUUAAAAUUCCUAGCAAAAUUUCUGUUUUUGCUUGGAGGCUAAUAGAAGACAGACUACCAACAAGGAUGAAUCUACAUAGGAGACAAGUGCAAUUGCAGGAUCUGCGAUGUCCUUUCUGCAGAGAAGCUGUAGAGGAGACAUCUCACUUGUUCUUCCACUGCGUCUUUAUCCAACCAAUUUUGUGGGAAUCGAUGUCGUGGCUGAACUUACAAACUGCCUUUCCUCUUGGGCCGAAACAGAAUUUUCUACAGCAUAUAUCUAUCCAGGCAGCAGGAUUAAGGAGUAACAGAUGGCGAUAUUGGUGGAUGGCGGUAACUUGGGCUAUUUGGAAAACCAGAAACAGAGUUCUGUUUUCAAAUGCAGAAUUUGAUGCUAAGAGAUUGUUUGAUGAAGCUAUUUUUUGGACUUGGACUUGGCUAAGACAUUUUGAGAAACAUUUCUCAACUCAUCUUAAUCAAUGGGCAAGCAAUAUUAGUCAGGGUUUUAUCAUGUAA
Molecule: messenger RNA, 882 nt
Organism: Glycine soja
Lineage: Eukaryota; Viridiplantae; Streptophyta; Magnoliopsida; Fabales; Fabaceae
Exons: 1
Coding region: 1-882 (293 amino acids)
Source: RefSeq, a predicted model, not a curated record